AUGUCCGCCGAGAUGGCAAACGAGAUCAAAUUGAUCAGCGGCCGCAGCCACCCCCAGCUGAGCGAGAAGAUCGCCAAGCGACUCGGCAUCGAAGUCGCCCGAACCAUCUCCCUCAACUACUCGAACCAGGAGACCUCCUUUACCGUCGGCGAGUCGGUCCGCGACGAGGAUGUCUUCAUUGUGCAAUCCACCGCCACGGGUGACGUCAACGAAGGGCUAAUGGAGCUGUUGAUUAUGAUCUCGGCUUGUCGGACUGCUAGCCCCAACUUCCCCUACGCCCGACAGGACAAGAAGGACAAGUCGAGAGCUCCCAUCAGCGCAAGGCUGGUUGCAAAUAUGCUGACCACGGCCGGUGCCAACCGUAUGCCUUCUGCCUCAGCCCCCGACUUCUAUUCGAAUGUUAACCGACAGCCCAGAUAUCGUAACUGUGGACCUCCACGCUUCUCAGGCUUCUUCAGCGUUCCAGUGGACAACUUGUACGCCGAACCUUCUUUCCUCCGCUAUAUCAGGGAAAAUUUCAACCCGGAAGACUGCGUCAUUGUGUCCCCUGAUGCCGGUGGUGCGAAGCGUGCGACCUCCAUUGCUGAUCACCUUAACACUGCGUUCGCACUGAUCCACAAAGAGCGCCCCCGGCCUAACGUUGUCGGCCGCAUGGUCCUUGUCGGCAACGUCGAAGACAAGGUUGCUAUCCUGGUUGACGAUAUGGCGGAUACCUGUGGCACCCUCGUCAAGGCGGCAGCAGUGCUCAAAGAGAAUGGUGCCAAGUCUGUGCUCGCCCUCGUCACCCAUGGCAUUUUGUCUGGCAGCGCCAUCGAAACCCUAAAUGGCAGUGUUCUCUCGGCUCUCGUCGUCACAAACACCGUGCCGCUUGGAGACAAAGUCGAUCGGUGCCCGAAGCUGCGUGUUAUUGACAUCAGCCCCACCAUCGCAGAGGCCAUCCGCCGCACCCACAAUGGUAUCUACUAA
Messenger RNA from Chaetomium globosum CBS 148.51, 966 nucleotides. RefSeq lists its product as uncharacterized. Gene Ontology annotation, biological process: purine nucleotide biosynthetic process; 5-phosphoribose 1-diphosphate biosynthetic process. The record is from RefSeq and is a predicted model, not a curated record. NCBI's taxonomy places the organism in Eukaryota, Fungi, Ascomycota, Sordariomycetes, Sordariales, Chaetomiaceae. Bases 1 to 966 code for a protein of 321 amino acids. Gene Ontology annotation, molecular function: ribose phosphate diphosphokinase activity; magnesium ion binding. Gene Ontology annotation, cellular component: cytoplasm; ribose phosphate diphosphokinase complex. The transcript has 11 exons.